UAGAGUUUCGGAGAGUACUUGUUGCCACAAAAAUAUGGUAACCCAGUUAAGAAAAGUAGUCCUCAUAUAGGGUGCAAAAUAUGUAAUGUUGUAGAUCAGUCACGCUUCUGCCUUGGCCACAAAAUCCUUCAAUUGAACAUGGCUUUAAGUGCCAAGCAAGCAAGAGAGGUUAUUUACAUUAUUUGAUUGCGCAUCAAAACGUAUUUAUUAGGUAUGUUAUGCUCUUUAUUUUCAGAUGGAACCAGGAUUCCUUCACAUCAUUCUUUGUUGGCCUAUAGCAGUGUUAUCAAAUGGCCAGUUCUGCAGCUGCUGCUCAGAGUAUGAAAAAGACUAUUGGUCACCGGGGUGUUGAGACCACCACUGGAGAAACCACCUACAAAAAGACCACAUCCUCAGCCUUAAAAGGUGCCAUUCAGCUGGGCAUCACUCACACCGUGGGCAGCUUGAGCCAAAAAGCAGAACGAGAUGUGCUAAUGCAGGACUUUGUUGUAGUUGAAAGCAUUUUCUUCCCCAGUGAAGGCAGUAACCUGACCCCUGCACAUCACUAUAGUGACUUUCGCUUCAAGACCUACGCUCCGAUUGCCUUCCGCUACUUCAGAGAACUGUUUGGCAUUCGACCAGACGACUACCUGUACUCUUUGUGUAACGAUGGACUGAUCGAGCUGUCCAACUCGGGCGCCAGCGGAUCCCUCUUCUACGUCUCCAGUGACGACGAGUUCAUCAUCAAGACUGUGCAGCACAAGGAGGCAGAGUUUCUGCAGAAACUCCUGCCAGGAUACUUCAUGAAUCUGAACCAGAACAAGCGGACUCUGCUGCCGAAGUUCUACGGGCUGUACUGUGUGCAGGCGGGCGGCAAGAACAUCCGCAUCGUGGUGAUGAACAACCUGCUGCCCCGCAUCGUCCCCAUGCACCUCAAGUACGACAUGAAAGGCUCCACCUACAAGAGGAGGGCCUCCCCCAAGGAGAGGGAGAAGGCUGUGCCCACACACAAGGACCUGGACUUCAUCCAGGACAUGCCCGAGGGUCUGCUGCUGGAAGCGGACAAUUACAAUGCCCUCUGCAAAACCAUCCAGAGAGACUGCUUGCUCUUGCAGAGCUUCAAGAUCAUGGACUACAGCCUGUUGGUUGGCAUCCACAACCUGGACCUGGCCAGUCGAGAGCGGGAGCGUGCGGGUGGGCAGUCGGGGGACAGUGUGGGAUCGGAGGGGGCUGUGACCCCAGACCAGCGCCGACCCCAAACCCAGAAGAGUCUCUACUGCACGGCCAUGGAGUCGAUCCAGGGAGAGGCUCGGGGAAAAGGAGCCAUGGACUCGGAGGACCAUAUGGGUGGGAUCCCAGCGCGUAACGCUAAAGGAGAGCGGCUGCUGUUCUACAUCGGCAUCAUUGACAUCCUACAGUCCUAUAGGUUCAUUAAGAAGUUGGAGCACUCGUGGAAGGCCCUGGUCCACGACGGGGACACGGUUUCAGUUCACAGACCGGGCUUCUACGCUGAGCGGUUCCAGCAGUUCAUGUGUAACACAGUGUUUAAGAAAAUUCCACUUAAAGCAUCUCCAUCUAAGAAGAGCCGAGGUGGGGGGCCCGGAGGCCUGAGGAGGGCCCCUACCCUGGGGGGCCCUAUCCCGCUCUCUCAGGCGGCAGGUGACCCCAGAGCGACGUACCACAGCCAUUUCAAAAGCACAGAGGCAGACGGAGACAGUGGCAUGCAGUCGGACAGACCGGAUCUCGUACCAAGGACCCCACCCUUGGCCGAGAACGCUGCUGACUACGAGGCCAACUUGUCCACUUCCUCUCUGGGCAGCACAGGGAUGGCCUCCUCCUCUCCUCUACGACGCUCUGUGGGGGUGGAAGUGCACAAACCUGCCAACACGGAGCAUGACCAGGGUGCUUCUCACAGUAUGGGGGCAGAAUCACCGGGAAACCAUUCUGGCAACCUGUCUGGAAAUGAAGAUGUGGUUUCAUUAUCGGAUAUCAUCCCCGAGACCAACAUCUGUUUUUAAAAAGCGUUUCCGGUGUUAUCCAAGGACAAAGCGGUUCUGAGAGAAUUAUGGUGGGUGGAAGUGGAGAGAAGAGCAUCCAUAGCGGAUCCAGCCCUCCCCCUCCCCCUCCAUCCAUCCAUCGUGUCCUCACCCACGUAUGCAGUGGGUGCUGCUGCUGCUGCUGUGAGGAGGCGGGCUGGAGGGCUGUGAACACUGGCACUAGUGACACUGAGAAGCUGUGGUGGAGGAGGAGGGGAGAGAGGAAGAGGAAGAAGAGGAAAGCUGGUUUGUUGUUUGGCUUGCUGGUUGAUUGUAGGCGCUCCCCAUCCACACAAAAAGGGUGGAUGCUGCUGGACGUAAAAUUAUAUAGUUUCAUCUACAGAGAUAUCGUUACCAUGCACGCACUCGCGUCACGAGACUUCCCUGACCCGGCACAAGCAGCCAGAAUAGUCAAUUUAUUCAGUCAUCCCUUAUGCAGCAAGUUGUCAUGUUUUUUUUAAACAAUAUUAUUCUUAAAUACUUUGCAAUGCUCUCACAAUCCUUGAUUGACAUUCUCAAUGUGUGUGCUGUGAUGACACGUCGCUGUUAUGAUGGUGUGUGUCAUUUCAUCUAAUGGAGAGUUGGCGAUCUUUAACUUAAAGGGGCUGUGAACCCAAAACCAGUUUUUUUCGCUUUAAAAGUGGUAAUAUUUGCUGCUGACCGUCAACCUAUUAAUUUAUGCCAUUUUAUCACUAACUAAAAUAAGACCGUAAUCAAGAGAAAAAAAUGAGUAAAAUACAAUGUUUUUCCAUUCUACCCAAAACAUGUUAACGUUCCUCUCUGCUUCGAGCGCAGGUAACGUUCUUUUCGAGACCCCGAAGUGCCUGUUAGUAUACUCCUUGGCGUCAUGACCAAGGGACACCGGGGCGAGGUGUGUUUGGAUGUAGGUAGGAUGUGGGGGAGCUCUGUCUGGGAAGUGCUGGACCACGGUUACCGAAAGAGGCUUGAGUUUCACCAAUUAUGAGGCCAUGGUAUGUGCGGAUGUCUGGAGCCUGUUCUGGGCAGCCGUUGAUUUUAAAGGUCACGUCCGAGAGGGCUAGGCUUCCAGGACACCUAUUAUUCAACGCUCAAUUGUGUGUGGAUGUGUGGAGCUCGAUCUGAGAUACGGCUUGUAUUGAUAUCCGCGUCCGAGUGAGGGUUAAGCUUCUCAGUAUAACACUACAGUGUGUGGUGCGUUUAAUAUACAACGUUGCUCAUUUUAAACCUCAUACACAACGUCGGUCACAGAGCGGCUGUGGGUUGGAACACGGCCCCUCUUUCCUAGCCCUUUCCUAGAUCACUAAACACAUGUUUUUAAUUCUGAGUGUUAGAAGUCCAGCUGAAACCGCGAGUUCACUUGUUCUUUAACAGCUAACCAGCCUGAAAGGUGAUAGUGGUACAGCUUAUUGAGAAUACUUGGGCGGUAAAAGAGAGUAUGUGUGCGGGUUUGCGUGUGGUCAGCGUAAGUAGGUCGAUCGUUGGAUGUCAAGGGAGGCUUAACAACUUGUCAUGGACACCAUGUUUUUCUAUCGGGGCACCCUCCAUCCAUAAUAGGCCACUCUUUGUAAUGGACCUUGGUUGGAAUGUGCUGCUCCUGAUGUAAUCAUGUUUGCAUUUCAAUGAUUGAAAUGUCUGAGUGUCUGAUGUCAUAAUUAUCCUAGAGUAAAACUCGGUUUUAACUAUGAAAAAAAAAAGAAAAGAUUGUCAAUUUGAGUUGUGUGCUCCUAUAUGUUGGAUGUCAUGGUGGGUUAGGGUCAUGAACUGUAGAUCUCCCUCUGUGCUGUGACCAUGUGUGCCGCCAUCUGUUGGAGAAUAUUGGUUAAUGUAAGGAUUAUGCAGUUGCUGGGAUAGUCCUAUAUUGUCCACUAUUGUGCCAUAAGUUCAGAGUCUGUGCCUCAACACCUUACUAAUAGUCAAUUUUCUGAUGCUGGUUAUUUCCGUAACCACAAACAAUCGUCCACUUGGGUGAGGGUGUUUUAUUUCUCAAUGCUCUACUGCAUAUUGACCCUUACGGCCGACUUUGUUGAACAAAUGAAGGUCUGAAUGUCCAACCAAACGGCUGUUGAUGCCAAACAUGGAUGUCUGUCCAAGCACAGUUAUUGAUGCUUAUUCUGGUUGGAGCCCAUUUGUUUUGUGUGACACUUUUCAGAACUGGCUCCAAAAUUGCCUUAGCGUUUCCUCUCGUAGAGUAAAGUUAAAUACCCUUUUGGCAGUGUAGUUGAGGAAGAAAUACUGUUAGAUUGCGCAAGUCUGAUAAAUGUAAAAGCUUUUAUUUCUGCUGGUUACAGAAAUGAUUGUCACAUUCACUCCUGGACCAACUUGGUUUAACUUUUAUUCUUUUGAUAGUUGUAGUCAUUAGCACAUAUUAUAUUGUGUAAAUAAAUUGUGUUUUAUUUAAAUAUAAACAGAUUUGUCUGUUUUAUCUUUGUGUAUUUUGUUGUUUGAGGCUUGGAAACAAUCAGUUAUACCUUGCAUAAAAUAUCAAUUGAGAUAUUUUGCAAUCACUCGCAAUCAAUUUAGGCAAACAGUGUUUUUGUUUUUCUAAAAUUUCUUCAUUUAAAUAUGACUAGACCAUUAGGCACACCUGGUCUAUGCAUUAGAGAGGGAGAAUAAGAAAUGUGAGCAGUAGAUGGAAAAGUUGAUUUUAGUAAACAAAGCAAGGAAAAUAAAGAUUCCCAUGGUUCCGCAUGGUAGAGCGUUGUGAAAAUGUCCUGUGUGUUGAAGGCGGUCAUGGCCCCAAAGAACCCAGCACAAACCGCAGUCACGUUGGGGCUGACUGCUUGAGAUUGCGUGAUGGUAAUGCAGUGAAGCAACCAUCCUUUGGUGAGGGAUAUUGGUGGAUUGUUGGCCCUGUGUUUUAAGACUCAAUUGAUUUUCUUUCCCCCAAGCGGGUUUUCAUGUCCUAAUGAGCUUUGCUUCGACACAUUUAAAGUUCUUUGCUCCCCACAUUCCGAAUACUUCGGGUUUUUUAUUUCGAAUAUUUUCAGUUUUUGUAGCGAUUGUUGUCCUGUCUGAUUAGUCGUGGUGUCCUGACAUUUCAUUUGAUGAAUUUAAUGUAGAAUCAUAACUAUCUUGAGUUUACUUUACUGAAAUCAGUUUUAAGUCUUAUCUUAUGAAACGGCCACCAAAGAGUACACUCCGAGUAUUUAUUCUUUAUUGUUAUGAUUACUACACAAUGGGACUGUACAAUGUUUUAUAUACCAGUUUCCUAAACCUAAAGGCACCAUUUGUAUCUGUAGAUAGUACUUCAACCAUAUUAUACAAGAGACCUAUAAACCAAUGGCGCCCAAGGGUCAGCACACUAAAACAAACACUACAACAUCUACAAACUAAUGCAAUACUAACAGUCUGCCGUCUUAUCUCAAAGAGACUCCUUUAUUAUAGCAAGAAUGAAUUGGAGUCCAAAAUCCUAAUUCUUUAUGUACUUUUGACAGACAAAAUACUUUUUGUAACAAAUGUGUAUUAUACUCUUGACAUAUUUGUCAAUUUCCUUUUUAAUACUUUGUGGUUAGUACGCUAUGAUAGAUAUAUUCUUUCCAUAAUUUAGGAUUUUACAAUCUUAUGCUUUUCCACAUGAAUGUUUUCAUGGCCCAUGUUGCUUAUUUGUGCUCUAAUGACUAUAUUUUUACCCUGUACAAAAUGUGGAUAUGUAAAUAGAAGUCACAGAAAUGCCUUCUCAUGCGAUAUGUGCUGCCUGUUUCUCCUGCCAUGUUUUCGUUAUGUGGUGGUGAUGUUUUUCAUAUUAUCUCCAACUUCAAAGAAAUAAACAUAUUUUCUAAGUCUU
Molecule: messenger RNA, 5778 nt
Organism: Gadus macrocephalus (Pacific cod)
Lineage: Eukaryota; Metazoa; Chordata; Actinopteri; Gadiformes; Gadidae
Product: phosphatidylinositol 4-phosphate 5-kinase type-1 alpha-like
Exons: 15
Coding region: 291-1997 (568 amino acids)
Biological process (GO): phosphatidylinositol metabolic process
Molecular function (GO): phosphatidylinositol kinase activity
Source: RefSeq, a predicted model, not a curated record